Eptesicus fuscus (big brown bat) is the source of this 1991-nucleotide messenger RNA. RefSeq names its product zinc finger protein 787 (gene ZNF787). Gene Ontology annotation, cellular component: PcG protein complex; transcription regulator complex. Gene Ontology annotation, biological process: regulation of transcription by RNA polymerase II. Gene Ontology annotation, molecular function: DNA-binding transcription factor activity, RNA polymerase II-specific; RNA polymerase II cis-regulatory region sequence-specific DNA binding. The coding region runs from base 247 to 1389 and encodes 380 amino acids. The transcript has 3 exons. NCBI's taxonomy places the organism in Eukaryota, Metazoa, Chordata, Mammalia, Chiroptera, Vespertilionidae. The record is from RefSeq and is a predicted model, not a curated record.
UCGAACCUGGGACCCUGCAGUCCGCCACUCUGUCCACUGAGCCACAGCUGCCAGGCGUGCGUGCCCUUCUUGACCUCCCCGAGACCCUCGCAGGCAGCUCGCACCUCCCAGGCCCAGUGCGUGCCGGUCCCUGAGGCCCAGGCCACACCAUCUCCUGUCCCAGAGGCCUCCCCACGGCCUGCAGGGAGCCAGGUCCCCUGCCUGCGGCUCUCCGUGUCCUGCUGGGACGGACUCAGGGACCCACACAUGGAGCUGCGGGAGGAGGCCUGGUCGCCGGGGCCGCUGGAUUCCGAGGACCAGCAGAUGGCCAGUCACGAGAACCCAGUGGACAUCCUCAUCAUGGACGAUGACGACGUGCCCACCUGGCCCCCCACCAAGCUGUCCCCGCCCCCGUCGGCGCCCCCCGCCGGCCCUCCGCCCCGGCCGCGGCCGCCGGCGCCCUACAUCUGCAACGAGUGCGGCAAGAGCUUCAGCCACUGGUCCAAGCUGACGCGGCACCAGCGCACGCACACAGGCGAGCGGCCCAACGCCUGCACCGACUGCGGCAAGACCUUCUCGCAGAGCUCGCACCUGGUGCAGCACCGGCGCAUCCACACGGGCGAGAAGCCCUACGCCUGCUCCGAGUGCGGCAAGCGCUUCAGCUGGAGCUCCAACCUCAUGCAGCACCAGCGCAUCCACACGGGCGAGAAGCCCUACGCCUGCCCCGACUGCGGCCGCAGCUUCACGCAGAGCAAGAGCCUGGCCAAGCACCGGCGCUCGCACAGCGGCCUCAAGCCCUUCGUGUGCCCGCGCUGCGGCCGCGGCUUCAGCCAGCCCAAGAGCCUGGCGCGCCACCUGCGGCUGCACCCCGAGCUGUCGGGGCCCGGCGUGGCGGCCAAGGUGCUGGCGGCCAGCGUGCGCCGGGCCAAGGCGCCCGACGAGGCGGCGGCGGCGGACGGCGAGAUCGCCAUCCCGGUGGGCGACGGCGACGGCAUCAUCGUGGUGGGCGCGGCCGGGGAGGGCGCGGCGGGGGCGGCAGGGGCGGGCGCGGGGGCCAAGGCGCCAGGGCCCCGCUCCCGGCGCGCGCCCGCCCCCAAGCCGUACGUGUGCGUGGAGUGCGGCCAGGGCUUCGGGCAGGCGGCCGCGCUCCUGGCGCACCAGCGCGCCCAGCACGAGGACGCGCUCGGGGCGGGCGGCGAGGAGCCCGCGCACAUCUGCGUGGAGUGCGGCGAGGGCUUCGUGCAGGGCGCGGCGCUGCGCAGACACAAGAAGGUCCACGCGGUGGGCGCGCCCUCCGUCUGCAGCCGCUGCGGACAGAGCUACUACCGCGCCGGCGGGGACGAGGAGGACGACGGGGACGAGGCGGCGGGCGGCCGGUGCAGCGAGUGCCGCGGCGGGGAGGCCCGGUAGGGGUGGGGGCCCGGGGGGGCAGGGCCCCUCGGGCUCGGCGGGAGCGACGGCGCAGGACCCAGAGACCCGGGAGAAAUGGACCGAGGGGCCCGGACCCGCAGCGACCUCCCUCCCGGGCCCGUCCCGGGGCGCAGGGGCCAGGGCAGGGGCGCCGGGUGCUCCCUCGCCACCCAGCCCGCUGCGCCCUCCCCGCCGAGCGCGGACCGGCUGCCCCCGUAGGUUCUCGGCGGAGCCCGAGAUCGACGAUGUGAACUAGCGACCAAGCGACAAGCCCACCGUGAACCCCGCGCCGCUUUCUCCCCCUCCGAGGGGGCGCGGCAGAGCCGGGAGCAAUCGGCCCUCCAUUCAGAGGGGCCCAGGGGGAGGGGAAGAGGGUCCUUCUCCCUUUUAGAGUUUUCUUUCAAUUGUACCCGCCCCACCCGUCACCAUUAUUCUCUCCCCCCCGCGGGCCCCACCCUCCUUCUCGCCCAAGCCCGCCCUCCCCGGCCUGGGUCUGGGGCGCCGGAGUGCGGAGCGGAGGGGCCCCCGGAGAACCGUCCCAUUCCGUGGCCUGGGCGCGUGGAGGAGGGGUGCGGGCCAAUAAAUGGCACCAUCCGACUGUC